Messenger RNA from Meloidogyne enterolobii, 1165 nucleotides. Lineage: Eukaryota; Metazoa; Nematoda; Chromadorea; Rhabditida; Meloidogynidae. The record is from the annotation of a GenBank genome assembly.
UUUGCUUGAUCUCUUUGUUAAUAAUUUUUGUCAAGUUUUUUUAGGAAAUAUGAAUUUUUAUGGAAUUUGCCGUUUACAUAACAAAUUAAAUGCAACAAAUAUCUUAAAAUGUCCAAUUCGUUUUGUGCAUCAUCAUAAAGAGCUUGAAGAACCGGGUGGAUUCGAACGAUUCAUCGGUUGGCGCAGAUCAAAUGCACACAGAGCAAAUAGACAUACACAAGUGAAUGAGGCCAAAUAUCGAAGGUUGAGAGGUGAAAAGCGAUUAUUAAUAGAAUUGGAGGAUCAUGUUGAGCAACAACGUAUGAAACAAAUGACCCCUGACCAAUUGCGAAUUUAUUUAUUACGAAAGGGUAAACCUAAUAUUUACGAAGACGCUUCUCCACGAGAUUGGCAAGAACACCAAAUUACUUACCAGUCAUUAUAUGAAAUUAUGACCACUUAUAUUCCACCUGAGACAUCAAAAAUAUCGCGACUUACGGGCUCUGGCAUUAGUGAAUUUUUUGAAGAUGUUAAAGAUUAUUGGAAAGAUAAGUAUGGAACGUUAAUGGGAUAUGGUUUGAGAAGGAUACGACGGAAAGAAGGUCUUAGAAAUUUUGAGUUGAAGGAUUUUCUCAAAGAGGCGGAAGAUAUUUACAAAUCAGCUUUUCAGGCGUUGGCAAGUCGUGAUAAAAUUCUUUUACAUGGUCUUGUUACAGAAUCAGCUUUUUAUAAACUUUGGCCAGAUGUGGAGAGAGGAACACUUCGGUGGGAACAUAUUCGAUUUAAUGAACCGUCUGUAGUUGUUUCUGUUAGAGUUACUGAUAUGCCGCCUAAAUCUGGCAAUGACAUUGCACAAAUUGCUGUUCGUAUGCAUACUACACAGAAAAUGGCUCUUUAUGAUAAAGAUGGACAUUUAUUAUUGGGAUCAGAAGAUGAGCCUAGAGAAGUGCUCGAAUAUGUUGUGUUUGAAAAUCACAUUUCAAGUGCUGAUGGAAAAUGGCGUUUUCAUGGACAGGUUGUUCCACAAUGGGCAAAAUCAAAGCAAUCUUUACAUAAUCAUCCAACACUUGUUGCAAAAUCAAAAGAAAAGGGAAAUUUUCCUGACAAACUUUUACGGCUACAAAUAGAUGCGCAAUCAUCUACAAAGAAAAAGCAAAAAGAAGCUGGUGAUAAAAUGACAGGAUGA